This is a messenger RNA of Porites evermanni, 8591 nucleotides long. The record is from the annotation of a GenBank genome assembly. Lineage: Eukaryota; Metazoa; Cnidaria; Anthozoa; Scleractinia; Poritidae.
AUUUUCUUAUGGCGGAAAUGUAGUUAUUGUCGUAACGCGACAUGCUUUGAUGAGUUUUUCAUUUAUUUUGUCGUGUUAUGGCGGCUGAUGUGCUGCAACGUUUCCAUCCUGACAUCGCAAAGUUUGUAAAAGCACUGCUGGAUAAUGGAGGGUUUGGAGUUUGCGGCGAAUUACCUAAAGUUUCCGAUCCAAAAACAAGGUAUGGAAUUGGUGAAUCUUUACACACAUGAUUAUCAUUGCUAAUGAAUCGAAAUGAAAGUGAGGAUAGAUGUCGUCGACAGUUACUUCCUAGCACAACUAAAUGUCUUAUUAACAACAGCAAAUAGUUUUGUUUCGAAAUACCAUUCCCUUUUUUGACAAAUUGUUGUAGAAACAUUCUUCUUGGACGCGGGUGCAAUUUUAAUCCUUGCAUUAUGACACUCGUUAAUUUCCUGUUGUUUUUUACAGCUUGUCAUAUCCAUGCGACACCAUCAGAUCUUGCGACCGGUUCAAAGUAUUGAUUCCAUAUGCUGGUAGAACACUAAGAUGUAAGGAUGUUCAUGUUUUACCUGUAUAACUAGUACAGAACAUGUGUUUUAGAGUUGUAUUAGAACUUGCUAUGUUCUACAAAAAAGAGACAAUCAGAGGUCUGUAAACAGGCUAAGAUAUUCAAAUGGUUCAUUUUCAUUAGGAAUGUUACAUGAUUUUCUUUACCAACUUUAUUUUAAUUUAAUUUUCAGGGGAGGUAUUAUUUAAUCAGGCCCAACCAGAUUUUCCACCAGAUUUUAUUUUUGGAACACAAGAUCAGGAGUUUGUUCCCAACAUUGAGGAGCUUAAGGUGACAAUUUACUGUCACUAUAGUUACAAUGUAAAUGCACCCCAGUAUUCAAAUACAAUUAAAUAUUUUAUCAAUUUGUGGUGAGAACUUUGGAGUGAAUUAGAAACGGAUUUAGUCAACGUCAAAAAAGAAAUUUGACUACUGGGUACAUAAUAUUCUCUUUGUCAGGGCUGUGCUCUAGUAAAAAUUGAAGGGAGCCAAUUGCUCUGAACUUGUGAAAGCCAUGGUGCUCAGCGUAUAAUUUCUAUGAAAAAAAGCUAUGGUUUUCUAGUUGCCCAGGAGCAAAAGUUAGGCACCCACAGGGGCCACCAGGUGCUAGUAUAGCAUAGCCUUGUCUAUUCUCAAAACUGAUCAAAGUACUUUUAUUAUCAUAAAUACAAAAAUGAAUAAUGGGCAGAUCCACAGCUUAAAUUAAUGGUAGGCCUGCUAUCUGGCUAAAACGUUCAGUAUUGUGGUGUCUCAGGGUUUCUGACAGUUGGGUGUUUAAGUAAAGUUGUUUUAGGGUUGCUCCCUUACAAGCCCCUCUCAUUGGUACAGGUUGUACAAACAAAUCCUAUAUUAUACUGUUGUACUAUGCUGAGAAAAAAUGUCACACUAACAGUUUUCAUCAUUUAGCGAAGCCUAGGGGCCAAACCAACAUGAACCAUUACUAAGGCUAUUAUAAAUCAAUCAUUCUUUUGAUUUUUUGUUGUUGUUGUUUUGCUUCGGUCAUUUUCUUCCCUCACCCAUUUGCCUGCUCCAAACUUUUUUUCUUAUCCAUAGACUCUAGAAAACUGGGAUGCAAGGGAUCCUGAAAGCUUGUUAAACCUGAUCAAAGAACUUGUCAUUCAAUACAAGGAACACCAGAAAAGACAAGUUAAAGAAAUCCCAAGGAUUGAGUUUGAAUACAGUACACUUGAAGCUGACACAAAGUAUCCUGAAUUUGAAGUGCAUGUUAUCAAAGGCCAACAGGUGGGCAAUAGUUAAGUAACAUAAAUGUAGUUCUCUAAUGCUUUUUUUGGUAAUAAUGUUUAUUUUUCUGCUGAUUUUUUUUUUUUUUUGUAUUAGCAUGUUGAAACAGUGGUGAACUUUAUGAUUAAGCUUCCAGUUGACCUACGUGAAGUGCCACCAUACCUAAUUAGGGUGAGAAAUUAUUUUAUCUGGCUACAAUAAACAUUAGUCUUCAUAAGAUGUCUUGAAAAUUCUACCCUGGCUUCAUUCCGCAGAGGUCCGUUUUUGAAAUAUAUAAGAAAUAACCCAUGCGUACGGUUUGAUAAAGUUCCUGAGACAGGAAGAAUUAUCAGGAAUUAGGUAAGGGAAAUUGACAUCCCAGGGUACUGCAAUUUAUUAUUCUUACAAUCCUGUCCAAAAUGUCUGUAGAUUGUUCUCAGUGACUGUCAAAUUGCUGAACUAUUUUUGAGUGAGCCUUGAAGUUUUGACAAUCCUCUUAGCAAUUUUGCAGAAACCAGGCAUGUCAAAAGUUCAACAGUGUAAGAAUUUCAUCUAUUAUGUACAUGUUAUGAAUACAUUGAUAAGGACCAGACGCAAGAUUUUAAUGUUCAUUCCUACUUUCUUUUCUGUUUUCGGAUUGUUAGGAUUGUCCAGGAGAUGACAUGGCCUGCUUAUUGGUGUCCUAUGCUUCCCUUAAUGGAGAAAAUGUCACACCAACACUUCUGCUAUCACCAAGAGUAGAAAGGUGACACAGCGGUUGCAACAUUGGAACAAUGCUAAUCCUUUAAUCUGAAUAUGCAGAAAGAGCAGAGCGGUAGCAAUAUUGUGUUAAUGUUAAUCCCACUCUGGCACAUAGGAGGGAUCACCAUGCUUACCAAAUUUGUGUUCUCAAUAUUUAUAUUGAUCAAAUAUUGGUACCAACAUUCAUUUUAACCAAAUUUGAAUACCUCACACUUUUACCUAGCAGUUGCCCGGUCACAAAAAAGUUUGACCUAGUUGAUAUUAUUUUGUGUCAGGUGUUAUGUCUUAGAUUGAAGCUAGUUGUCAGGCCAUUAUGGAAGGUUUGGGCUCAAAGUAGGACGUUUGUGACACCUUCAUAAUGCAAUGCUUAAAACCGUUGUCUAUUUAUAUAUUUUUAGCUUUAUGUCAAACAGCAGUAUAGGUUAUUUUAUUUAAGCUACCUGUUCAUCAUUUUUUAAUUGAAAUCAAUUAAAAUUGUCUUAUUGUAGAGCAUUCGGUGGCUCAAGUAACUUGCGCAUACCUCAUUGGGGUGGAAUUCAUGGGUGCCUGUUUGAAUACCUCCCUCUUAUUCAGGAACUCUUUGCAGAAAGGGUGAGUCUGCUAUUGUGGUUUUUUUUCCUUCAAUUGCCAACUUUUGUAAUAUGGGCCAGUAGUUGAGUUGGCCAUAUUGAUUAAAGAGGAUCAUGUGGUAGAGAGAAAAGUUCAUUCUCUCCGGUACAAACUGAUUAUUUUUCAAAAAUUUUUAAACACGAGGGAUUUAAUUUUUUACAGUUGUAGCGUUCAUCGAACAGCUCAUUUUCCUUUAUGUUUGUAAGUUUUUCAUUUUAGUCCUUGCGAAGCUGUUUCUUAUCCUUUGUCUCUUAUCUUUUGUUUUUUGUUUGUGAGGUUGAGCAAGUUUGCCAGGCAUUCCAGAAACGAAGAGAAUACGUAGCAGCUUUUUUGAGUGCGUUUGGAAGGUAAGAAACCAGGUCGCGUUUAUAGUCUUUAUAGUAAACUGCCUGCAGCCACUGAGGAUCGCCGCGCUCACGAGCAAGUAGGGACUUUAAGACCCAAUGACGCGGACGGUAACGAGAAAGUCAAAAAAACAAAAGGUUUAAUAAGCAAAACAACAACUUUGCACGUGUAUCACGCUUUUUUGUACAUUUCUUUCCUGUUUUUGCACGACUUCGACGUGACAAUGCCUAAUUUCGCGUUUUAAGGAGGACGUAAACAAGCAACGACGAAAUUUUAUUUCUAUGGAACUAGCAUGUAAUCGAGGUUUACGCGGGAAAAUCGUGUGAUAUCCCUCUUUCCUCCCCGGAUGAACUUUGACCGCAGGCCUUUUUCAAUUCACUAACGAGAAACGAGUCGUUUAAGCGACUAUUAUUCACCUUUUAUUGGAAGAACGGGGUGCGCCAAAUUGAAGUUUCAUUUGCAAAAGUACACAUGGCGUCGUAUCAGAAACUUUGCGAACUUUUCCGAGAAGUUCACAAAGUACAUUGACUACAGCCUCAGUAUCUAAAUUUAAAAUGCUGAAUUUAUCCUUCUUUUUUUAUUUUUAUCCCAGGCAUUUUCUGUUAGAAAAGAUACCAGCCUUCAAAGAGUCUUCGCUGAGCAAUGGGACAUUCUGAAGUUACACCGUUAGAUCUAGAAUCAUAGCAGCGUUUACAAACACGAACUAAAUUACAGAAUAACGGUACCAGCAAAUUGCAUCGCCUAGCCGUUUAGCAACAAAAUUUUAAACCUAUUGACAGCAAUGAAUGUCGCUAUGUGACAUUUAACAAGAAAACGCCAAUGGCCACAGUAAGCUGUGAUCCCAAGAUCCAUUGCUACACUCGUGGCAGUUGACCGACGCACGAGGAUGACGCAAAGAACGGUCAACGCCCCUUACUACUGUAAGGAACUUUAUCAUAGAAGUUUAUUAUUUUAAUGUACAGAAUAAUUGAAAGCGUUGCAGCGUUGCUAUCUUGGUUUAGCACAAGGGUCAUUCCAGUUGAUUAGAUUUUCAUAAUAGCUGCGUCAAUUAUCCUCUCUGUUUAUCAUCCUCAAAUUUGGGAAGGGGUGGGGGGCGGGCGCAAGUACUCUUCUUAUUCAAGUCCAAGCCACUAAGACCACGUAGUUUGAUCUGAAAUUAAUUAUCACAAUUAACACACAAAGACAAGCCCCUUCUAUGCGAAAAAUUAGCAAUUUUGAUCAAAGUCAAUAACACCCAAAUUUGUCAGAUGUGCCCUUUUUCCACCGACCCCUUGAUUGAUAAACAAAUUACCACCGCGACGUGGAUAUGUCAUUAAAUAUUUGACAGUGAAAAUGACAAUCGUAGCUCAGAAAUAUUUUGCUUAGCUUUUAUAUCCUUCGUUGACCGUGGUCAAGGUUGGCUUCACUGUCGUCUUCAAAAGUGCUAAUCCAACCACUUUUCAGGACCUUAUUUCUUGUUUUAAACUCCACAUUUAUACGUAGAAGCUUCCUUCUAAAGGGACUUGCUCGUGUAUAAGCAGUUUACCUUAGUAAGAAAUGUCGCUGCAUAAAUAAGGAAACCAUUUACCAAACUUCGCUGUUUUAUUUUUAGUAUCACUCUGGCAUAAACGCAAACCAAGUCGAAUCUAUUCCUAAAAGAAACCCAUUCCAGUCCAACAAAACUAUUGUGGGUGACGCCAGGCUCUUUUUUGAUAGUUAAAUCUGUAAUAAAAUUAAUUCAACAGUGCAGUAAAAACCCGUGAAUAGAUCAUUCACUGUUACAGUCGAACCUUCAUGUGCGACCACCUUCCAUAAGCGACCACCAAUCCAAACACCAAAACUUUCCCAGUCAAAGCCUUACAGUUGGAAUCUCUAGUAAACGACCACCUCCUGUGAGCGACCGCGACCUCUUUUUGGGUCUGAAAGUUUAAUGAUUUUCUAUUGUUUUUAACGUCUUGAAAGCGAGCACUUGACGCAUUCUCUAAUCUCUAUGUUUGCUUUGUGCAAAGUGCUACUUAGAAUAUACGAAGAACUAUUAGUUGAUCAACUGACCGCGUUUAACGUGUGCAGUGAAGGAAGACAUUCGAAAGGUGCCAUAUCCAGGAGAACAAUUAAGCUUCGUCAAGCCUGUUUGAAAGAGCAAGACACAAUGUCGGACUUAUUACUCCAAAAGUGAGAGCCAGGCUUGCCAAUACCUCUUACGUCUGCCCGACAUUCACGCAUCAGAAUACUGUAGAAUGGAUGACCUUAUUUUAUGGUUCUUUAAUCUGCAGCUCCAUAUUGGAAUAUGAUGCAGAAGGCUUCAUGAAGCUCUCUUUGUUAUUUCAAGUCCAAGGAUUCUUUUGCAUCGUUCAUAGUAAGUGCGUUUGGUCUUAUUAUACAUUUUUUUUAGUAAUCGCUCCAUUCAUUGCAUGAUUGCAUGAUUUGCUGGCUGUAUCCAAACCCGUGUUUCCACGUGAGAGUGUGGUUGGUGCUUGAAUGCUGAAUGGUGGUGCGCUAAAAAUUUCACACCUGGAACUGAAUCGCUGCUAAGUUUCUAAUUGUUGAAGCUUUGUUUAACUGUUAUAACAGUCACUUAAUGUGAAAAAAGUAUUUGAAAACAGCUGUGCAUGUAGUUAAUCACUAUCUACAGACUGCACCAACUCAAAGGUUCGUUGUAAGAUAACUGACUGAUAAAAAAAAGUUUGCAAACCAUGGAUUGAGUGCCCUACGUUGAAUCAAAACGAAUUACCAAGAGUUGCCAGACCAUUUUUGAAUAAGACCGCACCCUUCGCGCCCAAAAAAGUGGUUGGAAAAGUCAGUCCCCUUCUGGGAGGGCUUAAUAUUACAGAGAUUAGGCUGGAGUUCUUUGCUUGCGUAGCUCAGGAAAACUAAUCUCAGUUGAGAAAAUUCUCAUUAUAAUUUGAUGCUGUGAUACCCAAUAAAUUCAUACAGCACCAAGGGAAACACUUCCGGCUGAUUUUCAUAAAGAGUUACGCUUUAGGAUUCUAUCCUUAGUCUUGCAAACAGUUUACAAGCUCAGUCUUCAUUUGGAAGAGGAAAGACAAUGUUUUUUUUUUUUUGGUUUUGUAUGUAGUAAGCUACCCUGGGUGCCAGAGACUUUUCUAGCGCGGUUUCCAGUUUCUGUCAAGUCUUAAUAGUGACCCGCCCGUUUUUCUCGCGGCUUCGGCUUACGGCCGAAGAUGUGUCCCGACACCAAAAAUUCCCGCCGCACGCGAGAAAAACCUCUGGUACCCAGGGAAGUCGUAAGCUGUCCCAAACCACUUUCCUAUCCUCCACGCUUGAAAAUAUUUCAAGUUCGAAACCUUUAUUGUUGUUCCGUUUUACUUUAAAAUUUAAGUUGAACUGGACAGGAACUUUCCUCAAGAACCACCAGCGUUUUAUCUUCAGUCGAUUUACCACGAAAAGAAUAAUCAACCAUACGAGAAGCUUGAGAUGGGUUACCCUUACAGCCCGCGCUGGUCUGGUGACGAGAUGGCAGAGAGAGCGAGGUAGGAAGCGUUUCAAUAGGGAGCUUAAGCAAAGACGUUUUUGAGCGACGCACGUCAACCGGAAGUGAGCCUUUCUCCCUUUUUAUAUGCCUUGACGCUAACAAAUUUGUAUUGUUAAGUUUUUUUUCUCUUAUAAAGACAAUGUACCUGAGAGUUUCAACCAAACCACUGCCCAAUGAUGCAAAAAAUUCACUUCCGGUUGACGUUCGUCGCUCAAAAACGCUGUUGCUUAAGCUCCCUUUUGAACGUUACGAACGUUUACUCGGUAAUGGACUGGAACUAGCAUGUAAUCGAGGUUUACGCGGGAAAAUCGUGUGAUAUCCCUCUUUCCUCCCCGGAUGAACUUUGACCGCAGGCCUUUUUCAAUUCACUAACGAGAAACGAGUCGUUUAAGCGACUAUUAUUCACCUUUUAUUGGAAGAACGGGGUGCGCCAAAUUGAAGUUUCAUUUGCAAAAGUACACAUGGCGUCGUAUCAGAAACUUUGCGAACUUUUCCGAGAAGUUCACAAAGUACAUUGACUACAGCCUCAGUAUCUAAAUUUAAAAUGCUGAAUUUAUCCUUCUUUUUUUAUUUUUAUCCCAGGCAUUUUCUGUUAGAAAAGAUACCAGCUUUCAAAGAGUCUUCGCUGAGCAAUGGGACAUUCUGAAGUUACACCGUUAGAUCUAGAAUCAUAGCAGCGUUUACAAACACGAACUAAAUUACAGAAUAACGGUACCAGCAAAUUGCAUCGCCUAGCCGUUUAGCAACAAAAUUUUAAACCUAUUGACAGCAAUGAAUGUCGCUAUGUGACAUUUAACAAGAAAACGCCAAUGGCCACAGUAAGCUGUGAUCCUAAGAUCCAUUGCUACACUCGUGGCAGUUGACCGACGCACGAGGAUGACGCAAAGAACGGUCAACGCCCCUUACUACUGUAAGGAACUUUAUCAUAGAAGUUUAUUAUUUUAAUGUACAGAAUAAUUGAAAGCGUUGCAGCGUUGCUAUCUUGGUUUAGCACAAGGGUCAUUCCAGUUGAUUAGAUUUUCAUAAUAGCUGCGUCAAUUAUCCUCUCUGUUUAUCAUCCUCAAAUUUGGGAAGGGGUGGGGGGCGGGCGCAAGUACUCUUCUUAUUCAAGUCCAAGCCAAGUGGUCCAAGACCACGUAGUUUGAUCUGAAAUUAAUUAUCACAAUUAACACACAAAGACAAGCCCCUUCUAUGCGAAAAAUUAGCAAUUUUGAUCAAAGUCAAUAACACCCAAAUUUGUCAGAUGUGCCCUUUUUCCACCGACCCCUUGAUUGAUAAACAAAUUACCACCGCGACGUGGAUAUGUCAUUAAAUAUUUGACAGUGAAAAUGACAAUCGUAGCUCAGAAAUAUUUUGCUUAGCUUUUAUAUCCUUCGUUGACCGUGGUCAAGGUUGGCUUCACUGUCGUCUUCAAAAGUGCUAAUCCAACCACUUUUCAGGACCUUAUUUCUUGUUUUAAACUCCACAUUUAUACGUAGAAGCUUCCUUCUAAAGGGACUUGCUCGUGUAUAAGCAGUUUACCUUAGUAAGAAAUGUCGCUGCAUAAAUAAGGAAACCAUUUACCAAACUUCGCUGUUUUAUUUUUAGUAUCACUCUGGCAUAAACGCAAACCAAGUCGAAUCUAUUCCUAAAAGAAACCCAUUCCAGUCCAACAAAACUAUUGUGGGUGACGCCAGG